GGACAUGCCUCAGUCACUCCUGCACACAGGUUUUAAGAGAGUGCACAUAGAGACAGAGAGAAAAAAAAGAUCAGAGGUAGAGGAGAAUAUUAGCAGCUGCUGGAGAGGUAAAGUGGGCAGGAGGUGAACAAAGUCUUUAGUUUUCCACUAGAGGCAAAAGAAGUCUGGCAGUGAAGAGGUGAGGCAGGAGUCAAGUCUUCAGGAGUGGGACUACCCAGCAGUGGGAGGUUCCUCCAGGGAGGGUAUAGAAAUUUUCGGAAGCGUCCUCUUCUCUCUGCUGGGAGUCAGACCCCCAGGAUCCAGAGCCAUGGAGCCCUCCAUGUCAACCGAGGUUGAGGGGGAGCCUAAGGAGAGAAAGAAGAUCCAAUUUGCUGUGCCAGCCUCUGCACCCACCAACUUGGACCCCCGGCAAGUGGAGAUGAUCCGACGCAGGAGGCCCACACCUGCCACGCUCUUCAGAGUAGCUGAACAGUCAUCUCCUGAUGAUGAUCAGUCCAAUCAUCAGGUAAAGUGGGUUGUGGGAGAGAACGGAGUCCUCAAACCAAAACGUGUGAACCCAAAUGUGUAUCAGCCUCCAUCACUCAAAGCCGUGCAGAAGAUGGCUGAAGCACACAUGCAGAACCUAGGUGUCUAUCCUUUGGAAGACCCUUGUGAAGGGGAGGAGGAUCAGGACCACUGGCAGGGAGAGGAGGGAGAGGAUGCAUCUCCCGCCAAAAUUGCUGGUCAUCAGGAGACAGCAACAACUGAACAGUUUUCCAGCAUGAAAGAGACAACGAAGCAGAUUGAAGCAGCUCAGGAGGAAGACGAGGAGGAGGAGAAGGAGGAAGACACGGAGGCAAGCAAAAUCACGGAGAACAGUCGGGGGUCUAACUGACAGAGAGAGCGAGAACAUUUUGAGGGAAGAUAUGGGGGAGAGAGAUGGUGUUAUGUCAAAAUGGUUAAAAUCUGAAGAACUCAGAAAUGAAGAAGUGGUUGGAGUCAUACAGUGAGAAGAUCAGAGCUGUGAGUCGUCUGAAUGAUUCAUAAUUUCAUGAACACAUGAGUGAGAAAAGCUUUUUGUACUACUUCACCUCUAAAGGGUCUGGUUUGAACAACAGAGGACAAAGAGGGAGUUUGUGAAUUAGAGAGAUCUUAUGAGCAGGUGAGGAAUGAUAUACUGACAGAGCAGACCACAGGCACCACUUUGGCCCUGGUGCCCCUUUGUUUAUAGUAAGACUGGAUGGGCCAAGGUCAGGGUGACCAAAAACCCUGCAAAGGCAAGUCCUCUCUCAGUCAAAUGCUUUACUUCAGAGCUAAAAGUUCCUAUAAAGAGGCUAAAAGAUUAAACAGAUAAAAAUCCAUGGAUACAUUCUAAGACUCAUUUCUUUUGACCCUUUGUGAAAGCACUUAAAAGUCUUUCAAUUUAUGUGGCAUGUGUUCUGCUUUUUCCAAAUCAAGGCCUACAGUAUUGUCCUGAUCAGCUGUUUGUAGUCACUGCCAUCUUGUGGUAGAAUGUAAUAAUUGUAGGUUUAAAGUGCUACUCCAGCCAAACACUUUUUAUGUAAUUAAUUUAAGUUAUAAUCUGUGAAACUUUCAUGACAACAAAUUCUGCUUUUUAGGCUUUGAUGAUUAAAUUUUGUCAGUAAAAUUCUUAAAUGCGUUUAUAUUAUGUAAUCAUUCCUCAUUAAAGUAGUCUUCUAAGUUAAUGACAAGUCCAGCCCUCUGUAAAAUUGACUAUUUGUACUUUUUACUUGCUUCCAAACCUGAAAUCCAGUGGUCUGAAUAUGUAUAAAUGCACUUUUAAAAACUCAAAUUGUUUCUGUAUUUCAGAAGAUUAAACAUGUGGCUUGGGGUAUCACUUUAAAACCCACAUAUGACAAUUAGCACCAAAAUGUUUGGCUGGGUUGUUUUAAAAAUUCCCUUUAGGAAUUUUUUUUAUGAUUUGGGAUUCAAACUUUAUUGUUAAAGGACAAAGCUACCUCUGUUGUUGUCAGAAAAACCCACCCACUGCCUCCAUACUUCACUCAUUUGAGCUGGAUUCUUCACAAACAGACAAAAACAGUUUGGGAAAUGAAAUUUUAAACUUCUAACAUUUUUUGUUGCUCAUUUCAGAUUUUGUGCCGUUUUCUCAUAAAACCCCUUUUGUAUAUCAACUCUUUUAUAAUGUCAUCUUCUUGAUUGUUCCCUCAUGAUUUGUAUGUCAUGGAUCUGCUGCAAGAGCUAUUUUUCUAAUCUGGAGUCUGGUGUAUGAGGAGCUCAGCUGCUUCUGCUGCCUGUUUCCACAUGCACAAAUUACUCUCAAUCCUACAUGUAAUAUUCAGCAUCAACAGGCUACAGCCAAGAACUGCAGCUGCUGUAUAACAGUCUUUUAAAUAAACUGAGCUCUGCAAAGACUUUUUGUGCUGUUUUUACCAUUGAUGAUGCAUGAUAUUUUCUUUAAGUCAGCUAAAUUUGAAAUGUCUUAAGUCAGUAUGUUUUGAUUUAACUGAUGAAAAUCAGGAUCUGAUAUAUGAGAAGGUUUCCAGUUGUGCCACAGGAUGAAUGCAUUUUGCUUUCUGUAUAAUCUGGGCUGCUGUUUGUACAUAAAACUCUGUGAAACGUUUUUUUAACCUCUGACCCAAUGACUGGAUGAGCAGUGGCUUGUGUGUUAACGCUUUGCAGCCAAUGUUGUCCUCCCCUUCCCUCACCCUCUGUCUACCACCUCCCUCUGCUCCCAGGUCAGAAAACAACCAAGACUUUCAUGAACUAAUAUGCUUAUUCUGUCUUUAUUUCUAUUUUAUUUUCAUUCUCUUGUUUCUCUAUGUGAUGUGGUUGUUUUAAAGUGAGCAACUCUAUGAUAUCAAAUAAACCUUUCCCUUUA
This is a messenger RNA of Melanotaenia boesemani (Boeseman's rainbowfish), 2839 nucleotides long. It is a transcript of the gene ppp1r1b, whose product is annotated as protein phosphatase 1, regulatory (inhibitor) subunit 1B. Gene Ontology annotation, cellular component: cytoplasm. Lineage: Eukaryota; Metazoa; Chordata; Actinopteri; Atheriniformes; Melanotaeniidae. The record is from RefSeq and is a predicted model, not a curated record. Gene Ontology annotation, biological process: intracellular signal transduction. The coding region runs from base 308 to 874 and encodes 188 amino acids. Gene Ontology annotation, molecular function: protein phosphatase inhibitor activity. The transcript is spliced from 5 exons.